UUGGCUUCGCUUUACAUAUAGGGGAGGAGACUAGCCGUUAGGUUCAUGCAAUCCCUCCCUCUCCGUUUCCGCUCUCCUAAGAAAAGCGCUCUCGCUGUUUCCUCUCGGAUCUAGGGCAAGAGUUCUCGUCAAUAGUUCUCAAAUCGAUCGAGAAAUUAAGGAUUUUCUUUGACUACUUCUGAAAGGUUGACUCUGGCAGAAGUCUAUGGCUUCUCGAACUCCUCUUGUUGUUCAGAAUGAGAAUGUACGCAAUUAUAGAGGAAAAGGUGUCGAUGGGGUGAAAGCUGAUCUUUCAAAACCUGCAAAAACUGGCCGUCAAGUCAGAAAAGCUUUGACGGAUCUUUCAAACACUGGCACACCUCUGGUUGCUGGUGUAUCAAAGACCUCUGCUUUGAAAGAGAAGUCUGGAAUACGUGGCCGUCAGACCACCCUGAAUGCCCCAAAGAGUACUAUUUUCACUGAUGAGGAGAUAAAGAUUUGCAACGAAUGGGCCAGGGAGGGAAUUGAGCAUGCUCAUUUCACAGGAAAUGACUUACAGAAGCUCCAGAGUGAUAUGGAGGAAGAACGCAUAAAAAAGAAAGUUGAGAAGGUACUGUCUGGAUUGCACGAGUGGUCAAAUGUUGCCUACGAUUUUGGGUUGCCAGUGAAGGAAGUCAAGGAUACUGAAUAUAUAGCGAAGAUACAGUUGGAGCCGGAGUUGCCUCCUCUCAUUAAAAAGUCAUCUUCAGUUAAGAAAGACAUUGUUGAUCUUCCUUUUGAUCUGGAGCUUGAUCAUCUUCCAAUUGUUGACCAUGAAAUUGAGUUCAAGUUGAAAGAUGAGCCGUCGCCUCAGAAGCAUCUUUCAUCCAUGUCUUUGGCACUUUAGAGUAGAGAUCAAUUGGGAAACAUUAAAAUCUGUCAAGCUUGGGAUUUUUUUUUCUUCUGAACACAUUGGUUUUUGGGAUACCUUAUGCUGUUUGUACAUGAAAAGAUGCUGCUUAACGCAAAUAUUCUCAUCCUUCUGUCUGUAAUGGAUCACUAUCUACAUUUUGCCAUUA
Phoenix dactylifera (date palm) is the source of this 1037-nucleotide messenger RNA. RefSeq lists its product as uncharacterized. The record is from RefSeq and is a predicted model, not a curated record. NCBI's taxonomy places the organism in Eukaryota, Viridiplantae, Streptophyta, Magnoliopsida, Arecales, Arecaceae.